GUUCGAGAUGCCGUUCAACAUCUGGUGCCUUGGCUGCAACAACCACAUUGGCAUGGGUGUACGCUAUAAUGCCGAGAAAAAGAAAGUUGGCAUGUACUACACAACGCCACUCUAUGAGUUUCGCAUGAAAUGCCAUCUCUGCGACAACUACUUCGUCAUUCGAACCGAUCCGGAGCAUUUUGAUUACGAACUUGUGGAAGGUUGUCGUCGGCAAGAGAAGCGCUAUGAUCCAUCAACGAUUGAUCAUUUUGCACCAAUCGACCGAGGAUUCAACAGACAGCUAGAAGGCGAUCGAAUGUUUCAAGUCGAACAUGUGGAAGAAGACAAAGAGAAAGCAACAAGUUCGGCAGAUCAGAAAGUUGCCUAAAA
Molecule: messenger RNA, 369 nt
Organism: Gongylonema pulchrum
Lineage: Eukaryota; Metazoa; Nematoda; Chromadorea; Rhabditida; Gongylonematidae
Source: the annotation of a GenBank genome assembly